Messenger RNA from Corylus avellana, 693 nucleotides. RefSeq lists its product as uncharacterized. Lineage: Eukaryota; Viridiplantae; Streptophyta; Magnoliopsida; Fagales; Betulaceae. The record is from RefSeq and is a predicted model, not a curated record.
AUGUCAGAAAAAAAGGUAAGCCUGAAGCUUUUGGUAGACAAAAAAGGCAAUCGAGUGCUCUUUGCUGAAGCGGAUAAGAAAUUUGUUGAUUUCCUCUUUAGCAUUUUCACUCUGCCUGUCGGAACUGUGACUAGGCUCUUACAAAAGCGGAACAUGGCAGGCUGCUUGCAUAGCCUGUACAACAGCAUAGAGAAUCUGAGUGAUAUUUACAUUCAGCCAGACCAAAACAAAGACUUUUUGCUAAAUCCAAAAGUAGUCUUUUCUGGUGCUCAAGUCCCUCUCCUCUUGCCAAGCGUUGAGCAGUCAGGUACAGACAGUAACUUUUAUAGGUGUGGAAGUUCAAGCCACUACAGCUACGUGGCUAAUGACCGGAGAGCAACUUGUCCUUCGUGCAGGAGUCAAAUGACCACCAAGUUAAGCUACGUAGAGUUCCCACCAACGGAUAUCAAGGCAUCCUCCUCUGGUGAGGGAGGUUACGUGAAAGGGGUGAUUUCUUACAUGGUGAUGGAUAAUCUGGAGGUGAAGCCCAUGUCAACCAUCUCUUCUAUCACUUUACUUACCAAGUUCAAUGUCAGGGACCUUGGGGCUGUUGAGGAGAAAGUGGUGGAUUUAGGCAUGGGUGAGGUUUUGUGUUUGCUCAAGGCUUCUUUGCAAUCGAAGACUGUUUUAACUGAUGUCUUUCUUCGGAUGUGA